AUGACGAGAAUGCCGAUAUCUGCUUUCCUACUCAUUGUUCUCUUAAUCACUGAGGCCGUUGUGAGCCUGCAGCACAAAGGUCGUGUGUACAGCCGUGGGGAUGACGAAUGGCCACAAUCCGAUGACUCACUGUUGACUUACUCCGACGACGUCGUGGAGGAAUGGUCGAGGAGAGCAGAGAAGACCCUGAAUGACAUAAACGCCAUCCUGUCUCAGAAACUCUCAGAUACACAACGCCGAGAUUACUUCAAGCGCUAUCUCGAGACUCUCGACAAGAUGUUGAUUGGGGAGUUGGGUAAGGUGAAGAAGGCAACCAGACGGGCCUUGAGAAAGGAAGCAGGUAGUGAACGGCGAAAGAGAGGGGAGGGAGCACGGCAAGGCACUGUCAAAUUCGCUGACUUGAGUGAGAAUCAACAGCAAGAAAUCUUUGAUCAGAUUCUGGAGGACGUGAACAGAGAGUCGCUGGAGGAAUUGCGUGACGCGAAGAAAAAGUUUCUCGAUUACGGCAACACAGGCGGAAUGAGUCCCCUACAAUUCAUUGGCUUGUGA
Molecule: messenger RNA, 549 nt
Organism: Mesocestoides corti
Lineage: Eukaryota; Metazoa; Platyhelminthes; Cestoda; Cyclophyllidea; Mesocestoididae
Source: the annotation of a GenBank genome assembly